AUGCACGGGGUCAACGACCCUCCUCUCUUUAUAAAAGAUAUUAAGGCCGGACUGAAAAACUUAAAUGUCGUCUUUAUUGUGCUGGAGAUAGGACGCGUGACCAAAACCAAAGACGGCCACAAAGUGAGAUCGUGCAAAGUAGCAGACAAAACGAGCAGCAUCACUAUUUCCGUGUGGGAUGAGAUCGGAGCUCUUAUACAGACAGGGGAUAUUAUUCGGUUGACCCUAGGGUAUGCCUCCAUGUGGAAAGGAUGUCUGACACUUGAUACUGGAAGGGAUAGUGAGCUUCAAAAAAUUGGAGAAUUUUGUAUGGCUUAUUCAGAAGUGCCAAAUUUCAGCGAGCCUAACCCAGAUUAUCGAGGACAGCAGAACAAAGGGGCACAAAAUGAACAGAAAAAUAAUAAGAAUACAGGUACACUUGGACUAGUAGGAAAUGGUGUUCAAGCUAGCCCUGAAUCAAGUGGAUACCAUCUUUCAUAUGCUCGUAGAAGCAAGGGCCGGUGUCCUGUCAAUCCACAGCUACCUGAAGCAGCUAGUAAUCAAACAGUCCCGUCCACAAUGAGUAAUGGCAGGGAUACUCGGCGAGCCUUUAAAAGACGACCUAAGCCAAAUAGUCACAUGUAG
Messenger RNA from Jaculus jaculus (lesser Egyptian jerboa), 624 nucleotides. RefSeq names its product SOSS complex subunit B2-like. The record is from RefSeq and is a predicted model, not a curated record. The coding region runs from base 1 to 624 and encodes 207 amino acids. Gene Ontology annotation, molecular function: DNA binding. The transcript has a single exon. NCBI's taxonomy places the organism in Eukaryota, Metazoa, Chordata, Mammalia, Rodentia, Dipodidae. Gene Ontology annotation, biological process: double-strand break repair via homologous recombination; response to ionizing radiation; mitotic cell cycle checkpoint signaling. Gene Ontology annotation, cellular component: SOSS complex.